AUGUCACAACUGGAUAACACAUCAGACAAAUUUCCGCUGAAAUUGAUGCAACUUUAUGAGGAGACAACGAAAUUUGAAUCAACUAUUGGAAUUGUUAUACCAACAAUAUUUGCAUGUGUUGUAGUGAUUGGUUUAGUUGGUAAUUUAUUAGUAGUAAUUGUGGCACUUAAUCGACAGAUGAUUGAUAGUACUAACACAUUAAUUAUAGGUCUCGCUUGUUCUGACUUGAUGUUUUUAACGUUAUGCGUUCCUUUCACGGCCAUUGAUUACGCUUCACCUGUAUGGCUAUUCCCACGCUGGAUGUGCUCAAUGAUCAAUUAUCUUCAACACUCAUCCGCUUAUUUCUCCGUUUGGACACUUACAUUAAUGGCUCUUGACCGUUUCCUAGCUGUAUGUUUCCCUGUAAGUAGUAUGACGUUGAGAAGUCCAAUGAAUACGAUGACAACAAUACUUGUUGUAUAUACAGUCAUAUUAAUUAGUCAAAUACCGAUAGCUAUUGUUCAUGAUAUCUUCGUUUACGAUUUUAUUAUUGAGAAGAGAUCUACGUGUGCAGUAAUCAGUAUUGCAAACGGUAAAGCGACCAGAUUACAGGCGAGAUGUUACUACUUUUCAUUUAAUCUUUUUGGAUAUUUAUUACCAUUGGGAUUAACUUGCGUUUUAUAUUAUUUCAUGUUACGGAGAUUAUGGUGCACGCCAGCAAUGCAACGUGUCAAACAAUCGCCAGUGUCAAAAACAAUUAAAAUAAGACCAGAAACAUUGCGUGCAAAACGUAAAGUUACUCGCUUAGUACUGUGUGUUGUUAUUAUUUGGGCGCUUUGCUGGUUGCCACUUAAUGUUUGCUUCCUAUUUUCAGGCAUAUUCUAUCCAGAUACUUUGGUUACAAAAGGCGGUAAACCAAUGGUAAUUGCUCAAAUUUCUAGCCAGGUUCUAGCUUACACAAAUUCUUGUCUAAAUCCGAUACUUUACGCUUUUUUGUCGGAUAGCUUCCGAGAAGGAUUUUUAAGGAUUUUAAGUACAGUAUUCAGAAUACUAACUGCUGGCUAG
Molecule: messenger RNA, 1044 nt
Organism: Thelazia callipaeda (thelaziosis nematode)
Lineage: Eukaryota; Metazoa; Nematoda; Chromadorea; Rhabditida; Thelaziidae
Source: the annotation of a GenBank genome assembly